Molecule: messenger RNA, 1059 nt
Organism: Penicillium atrosanguineum
Lineage: Eukaryota; Fungi; Ascomycota; Eurotiomycetes; Eurotiales; Aspergillaceae
Exons: 3
Coding region: 1-1059 (352 amino acids)
Source: RefSeq, a predicted model, not a curated record
AUGCCUUCGCACGGGCUUUUCGCUCGCUACAGCUACGGCUAUAGUAACUCGAACCCGUGGAGCAGAGAGUACCGACUUUCAUUAGACAGGCUUGAUCAGCCUAAGUCUUUGUUUAUUGCUGAAUUCGCUUUCGAUGUUCUGACUCUGGCUGCCCUCAUCUGCGGUAUCAUCUGGGCAUGUUUGAUCCGCAACCACAGAGGUGUGCUGAAGGGCGUGCUCACUUCUCUUUUUACCUGGCUUAUUGCCAUGGUUCUAGAUAUUAUUGAGGAGAGUCUCUUCCUGGCCGACGUUACAGUCACCCAGUACUAUCUAAUCGACUUGUUCCUCUAUGACUUCUUCCUCCUGCUCAGCGAAUGCAUGCUCAUUUUCGUCUUCUACAACGUCAUCCACAAGCUACUCGGCCAUCUCACGGACUCAGGCAGACCAUACGCUGCUGCCGUUGUAAUACACUGGAUCGCUCUAGCUUUCGCGGUUGCGCUGGCUGUUGCUUCGUGGGCCUUAUAUGUCGGAUACCUGGUGGCGUUCGUGCAGAGUUCAAGCGAUUAUCACCUUGGGACAAUAUAUAACAAGGUGGAAAGUGCGCGAGCGAUCUAUUUCUGGUUAAUUUCACUGGAGAUCCUCGCGUGGUCCAUCUUUGCGACUGUCAAGGCUGGAUCCCAUCGCUUUAUCUCGAGAAUGCCCGCGGUCGCCCUCAUAAUUGGCAGCGUCUUCUGGUUCGCCCUAAACAUGAAGUGGGCAGUCAUCGCCAUGCGCUACUGGCUUCCAGCCGACGGGCGUGCUCCUCAAUAUCUAUCAACCGCCGUGUCUGUCUGCCAAUUCUUCUUCUGUGGAGGUAUCUACUUUGGCCUUCUCACCUGUUGCAUGAACUGGAGCAAAGUCGGUGGCGAGGAUGAGAAGCGCGUGCCUACGCAAUAUGCUGUGCCUGCCAGCUAUCCGAUGUACCCGGCAUAUACGACUUAUCCCCAAUUCCCGCAGUCCCCUCAGGAGUACCCUCCGCAUAUGCAGCAGCUUCAGGGUCAGCAAUAUUAUCAACAGCCUCCGCACCGACCCCAGCAAUAG